CGCGCCGCGCCCCCGCGCCCCUGGCUUGCGGGGGGCCGGGCCCGUGGGUGGCCGCCGCGCCGCGCACCCAUGGACGGCCCGGCCAUCAUCACCCAGGUGACCAACCCCAAGGAGGACGAGGGCCGGGCGCCGGGCGCGGGCGAGAAAGCAUCCCAGUGCAAUGUCAGCAUAAAGAAACAGAGGAAUCGCAGCAUCCUCAGCUCCUUCUUCUGCUGCUUCCGUGAUUAUAAUGUGGAGGCCCCGCCAGCCAGCAGCCCUAAUGUGCUUCCACCACUGGUAGAGGAGAAUGGUGGGCUUCAGAAGGGUGACCAGAGGCAGGUCAUUCCCAUACCAAGUCCACCAGCUAAAUACCUCCUUCCAGAGGUGACGGUGCUUGACUAUGGAAAGAAAUGUGUGGUCAUUGAUUUAGAUGAGACAUUGGUGCACAGUUCAUUUAAGCCUAUUAGUAAUGCUGAUUUUAUUGUUCCGGUUGAAAUCGAUGGAACUAUACAUCAGGUUUAUGUGCUAAAGCGGCCACAUGUGGAUGAGUUCCUCCAGAGGAUGGGGCAGCUCUUUGAAUGUGUGCUCUUUACUGCCAGCUUGGCCAAGUAUGCAGACCCUGUGGCUGACCUCCUAGACCGCUGGGGUGUGUUCCGGGCCCGACUCUUCAGAGAAUCGUGUGUUUUCCAUCGUGGGAAUUAUGUGAAAGACCUGAGUCGCCUUGGACGGGAACUGAGUAAAGUGAUCAUUGUCGACAAUUCUCCUGCCUCGUACAUCUUCCAUCCUGAGAAUGCAGUGCCUGUGCAGUCCUGGUUCGAUGACAUGACGGACACAGAGCUGCUGGACCUCAUCCCCUUCUUUGAGGGCCUGAGCCGGGAAGACGACGUGUACAGCAUGCUGCACAGACUCUGCAAUAGGUAGCCCCGGCCUCUGCCUGCCUCCCGCCUGUGCACUCUGGAACCUCUGGCCUUGGGAACCUGCCUGGCCUCAGCUCCCUGGGAGCUGAAAGUGAGGACACUCCAUACUCCAGACCACUGGGUGAAUGUGGCCAUACCUACCUGUUUUAUUUUUUAAGAACAGAAACAACUAUUUUAAAAUGAACUCUUUUAACAAAUUUCAUAAAGGGACAUGCAUUUUACUGGAUUUGCUUUUCUUAAAACAUACCAAAAAGAAAAAAAUGGAGGAAAAAAAAAAAAGCUUGAUAUCUAUCAGACUUCCUUUCAACUGUCCUCCCCUCCAAGCAGACAACCUGUCCCCUUCUAUCCCAGCUCAGAGCAGCUGACCCAACUCAGAAUCUCUUUCCUAAAGGAUGAAGUGCCUUUUUGAAUGUUAUUUUAAGCUGAGAGUUAAUUUUUCUACACAACAUAUUUCCAGACAUCUUUUAGUCUUUUAUUGUCUUAGAUUCUCUAAGAAGAUAAAUAUGACAAUUUUCUAGAACCUAGGGAGCAGGGGGUGGCGAGGGAUGGGAGCGAAUCAUAGGAGCCUGUCUCCCGACAGGUGUGACUGCUCUGACAACCUGUGGCGCGCUGCAGGGUCAGGCUCCUGAUGGGAGGUUUUGUGACUGUGUCAGUGUCUCCAUUCGUUUCUGACCCAGUUUGGAAUGUAUCUGCAAUUGUCUGGCUCAACAAUUUAGGAAACAAUAGAGUCUUUUAUAUUAUUAUUAUGAUUUCUGACGGUGACAAAUCUGUCUCGAGGUCACAUUUUCCUCUUUAAAGGUGGCAUCAUGUCACUUCUGCUUUCACACUACUGCCAUACUUCUGUAAUUUUUUUGCGUUGUUGUUUUGGGUAGAGCAGUUAUGAGAGACUCUAAAACCCUUGGAUAUUAAAAAAAAAAAAUCUGUUUAUUGAUUUUUAAAUCUUUCCUUUCCAAAAGCUAGAUACACACGGAGGUGUUUGGGAAUUUUCUUUGCUGCUACCGCGCUGCCACCAAAUGGAAUUGACCAGCGGCUGUUACACUGUUCUUUGCCACUGUGCCUAUGCUCAGAAUCUGCUCACUGCUAAGCUGCAAACAUGGACAGGGUCAGAAACAUAGGUGUCCCACCCCAUUGCAGACUGCACCAGCUGUAUCUUGUCCCUGGCCCUGGCCAUGGGAGUUCAGAAGGGUACAAAGACAAAAGGGCCAGCGUACCACACAGGUGUGGCAUUAAUUUUCAACUGCAGUCAACAUCAGAUCCUGUGAUAAGCUGACUGUUCUCUCAUGAGAACCUGUGGCCUCAACCAGCCACCACGCUGAUGUGGCCCAAGUCCAUCUCUUGGUCUUCUCUUUUGAAGCACAGCUUAUUUCUGAGCCGAGGGUUGGGGAAGCCCCUCUAGAUGUGAGGCUCAUCGCCCCAAGCCAGGGAGAGGCUCUCUCCCUGAGCCAGGGCUCCUUCUGCAGCCUUUCCCAGUGAGAUGUUUUAAGCAGUGCCAUGUUCCUUGUUCGACAACAAGGCAGUCUAUAAAGUCUUGCUCUUAAAAAUAAUUUAAAAGAACCCUUUUUUGUUGGCACCAUUGCCUUAGUCCUCUGUGGGUUGGGCCUCUGCCAGAGUUCUGGUGGGAGCGACUGGCACUAACAAGACUGGAAAUUGGGGGUUGAAGUAAAAUUUCUUUUUUGCUUUCAUUCAUAAAAUAAUGAAGCCAGCUGCCAAUCACGUCCUCCCAAUAGCACUUUGGUGUGUGGACUGCCGUGCAUUCAGAAGAGAAGUAAGUAUUCAGGGGUAACCAGGUCUCCCAACAUUCUGAGUGUUCCAAACCCGGUAAUCCACAUGCCAAUUAAAAUAGAAACAGCCCUUGUUAGGCAUUACCAUAGAUAAUGACAGUUACAUGGCAGAUCUGCACAUGCCAUAAACCUUGAUUUAGAAGACCAGUCAUUAAUGAACCCUCUGCCUUAAAUGUCAUGAAUGUUGCAGUCAGGUGUUUGUCAUCUGUUGAAAUCCACACAGAAAUCAGUCCUGAUGAGAGCCUUAGACCCUUACCCAUGCCGCCUUCCUUGUUGGCAUCACAAGGUCUUAUUUGGAAUAGGGGGCAGAGAGGACUGAAAAUUCUAGAAUAUUUCAGGGGAAUCAAACCUAGGAAUAUGCCCCACUUCUGACAGAUGAAGUAAAGACACUUGGCAGGCUUGAGCCAGAUGUUCACCUAGUAGUUCCUGAAACCGUGAGUGCCAUUGCACUAACCCAGUGUGGAGCUGUUGGGAAUGGAGCCCGGUUCCUGCCACCACAGACACAGAAUGUCUCAGGAGGGCCAGCACACCUUCUGAGGGUUCUGGAUUCUGUGCACCUUAUUUGACCAUACUCCAAAAUCCUGUUUUUAUUUUAAUCCUUGAUUCUGCUUUAUGUACAUAUUCAAAAUAUCUAUAUCUAUAUUUUUAAUCAUAUACAUGUAAAUGAAGCAAUAGAAUUCUAACAUAAGGCCAAGAAAUGAGAUGAAUGUUUGGGGUUUAUGUUUUUUAAGGUAAAUACGGGUAUUGUUUUUAAUUAUUACCUUUUAUUAAAUUGUGGGCUUUAAAACCUAAUGAAACUUCUUAACUAUUUCUAUGUGCCAUAUACUUCCCAUGUUACCAAAACAUUCCCCAACUCUUUAGCCAAAAGAGAAAUCUGACCUCCUGAGAUUCCAUGGUCCUUUCUGUACCGGUUAAAAUAUAGUUUCCUGGACAAGUAUUUUUUACAUUAAGAUCUGGAACAGGGUACCUUGGGUCAUGGACUCCGGCCCCUGUGAUGUUACAACAUCUCUGGCCAGGCCUCGAGUGGAGGUGCCCAGGCACAUCCAAGAUUGUUACUGCUCUGUCUUUCAUUGCUCUGGAAUCCUACGUGUUGGUCUGUGGUUUCACCCAUUAGCUGUUUGUAAACAAUUCAUUUGUAUAAUAAAAAGGAACACCACCUGUCAUGGCUGAUGGUUGGUGGGGAAGCUCCUUUGACAUGGUGCAAUUUUGAUGAGAUGACUUUGGAGACAUGAGGAUGCCCUAAUGACACUGUCUUGUCAUGGUUGCAGCAUUUGAACUUUUGAUAUAAAAAAGAAAUCUGUAAGUGUAUAUAACCUGGCAACAUUUUACACCCCUAUAUUUUAAAGAUGGCUUUCUAAUAAAAUCCAAAACAACACAGCCCUAUGGUCAAA
Messenger RNA from Equus caballus (horse), 4068 nucleotides. RefSeq names its product CTD small phosphatase like (gene CTDSPL). Gene Ontology annotation, molecular function: RNA polymerase II CTD heptapeptide repeat phosphatase activity. NCBI's taxonomy places the organism in Eukaryota, Metazoa, Chordata, Mammalia, Perissodactyla, Equidae. The record is from RefSeq and is a predicted model, not a curated record.